Pogonomyrmex barbatus (red harvester ant) is the source of this 3846-nucleotide messenger RNA. RefSeq names its product putative peptidoglycan muropeptide transporter SLC46. Gene Ontology annotation, molecular function: transmembrane transporter activity. Gene Ontology annotation, biological process: transmembrane transport. NCBI's taxonomy places the organism in Eukaryota, Metazoa, Arthropoda, Insecta, Hymenoptera, Formicidae. Gene Ontology annotation, cellular component: membrane. The record is from RefSeq and is a predicted model, not a curated record.
CCCCCCCGGAGGCCUCGGGGGCACCGCGAACGCGUCGUCGGGAGCUGACCUUGACCCGAAAACUCCCGCGGGGCGGAAUCGGAAGCGACUCCGGUCGGAGUGUGCGGUAAUCGCGCUCGUGGAGCAUUAGCCGCGUGUGUAUCGUGCCGUGUGUCGUCCGUGGAGGAACCGAUUAAGCGCGAACGACGUCGGCGACGUUGCCCCGUGGGGCCACCGCGUGUGUGCUUAGUGCCUAGGUGGAUGUACACGAAGGCGGAUCAGCUCGCCGCGCACUGCAGGAGGCCGAUCGUAGAAAAGAGCGGCGAGCGAGCGGCGAUAGCGCGGCCCGGUGAAGAGGUGGUACGCUGGGGCACGCUGGUGCUGGUGGUGACCGGCGAAGGAAGGAGACAGAUAACGUCGCCGUGUCUCGUAAUGCACGAUGGUGCACUAGCCGGGACUCGCGGGACCACCGUGCGAUUUCUCUCCGGCGCGCGCCGAACCGAAACGGCCUGAACCGAAAUCCGGCCGCCUACGAGCUUUUUCCGCUCUCGAGGCGACUUGAUGAUUCUGAGCCGACGUCCAUCCGGACAAUCAAAGGAAACCGUGAUUUCGCUCGUCCCUUGAGUAAAAGUAGCCGCUCGAUCCUGCGUCUGCCUUGAAAUAUGUCCGAGAUCACGACGACGACGAUCGGUACGCCCGCGGGGCUCACCCCGGAGAAGAAGCAGGCGAUCCCCGCAGCCGACAAGUCCGACAGCGCCGUCACUUGGAAGUCCAUGAGCAUCCGGCAGAAAUGGUCCUUUCUGACCAGCAACAUCACCGUCGAGCCGAUGGUCGCGUGUUACGUGAUACCGAGCGUACUCUCCCAGCUAGCCACGCAGAAUCUCAUCCUCGAGAAAGCGUGCCGAGUGAACCUGGCCUAUCCGGACGAGGUGUGCUCGGCUCUGUCGGCCAGAAACACCACCGGCUACGAGGCCGAGGAGACUGCGGUUCAGCAGCUGGUGGCGCGUAUGCAGACUUGGAAAACGCCGCUGCAGAGUGCCCUGCCGACCAUCCUGAUCCUGUUUAUGGGCGCGUGGAGCGAUCGCACCGGCCUGAGGAAGCCCUGCAUGCUCCUGCCGAUCAUCGGCGAGUUCUUCAGUAGCGUCACCCUGAUCGCCUGUACCUACUGGUUCUACGAACUGCCCAUGGAGGCGGUCGUCCUGGAGUCGCUGUGGCCCGCGUUAACCGGUGGCUGGUUCACCAUGUUCAUGGGUAUCUUCAGCUACAUCGCGGACAUCACGACCGUGGAAUCGAGAACGCUUAGGAUCGGCGCGGCUAACGUCUUUCUGUCCUUAGGCGUGCCGAUCGGCAUGGCCCUAUCGGGAAUCCUGUACACGAAGCUUGGUUUCUAUGGUGUCUUCUCUAUCGCGAUGGUGUGUUACGUAAUGAGCUUUGUGUACGGCCUAGUGGUGAUCAAGGAGCCGCCGAGGGUGCUCGCGGAGCGCUCGCGGAAAAAGUCCCUCCCGAACGAGGGCAAACGGACCUCGGUGUGCCGCUUUGUUCUGGACUUCUUCUCGUUGCGGCAUAUCGAGGAGACAUUUCGUGUAGCAUUUAAGAAAGGGGCGAACAAUCGCCAGAAAAGGGUCAUCGUGCUCAUGCUCAUUGUGAUGGUCGUCAUCGGGCCCCUUUACGGUGAAAUGGCGGUUCUCUAUCUUUACAUGCGGUACCGGUACAACUGGAACGAGGUGACGUUCAGCAUGUUCUCCACGUUUGGCAUGGUAACUAAUCUGAUCGCCGCUAUCGUGGAGAUUGUCAAUGGCACAUCCUUCAUCGCCAUGCGAUCGAUAGCUUCCAAGCUCGUGCCCACGGACGAGCUCGGUAAAGUCAACUCGCUAUUUGGCGUGUGCGAGUCCCUGAUGCCACUUGUUUACGGGCCAAUGUACAGCGCCAUUUACGCGGCGACCAUGAAUACAUUUCCGGGGACGUUCUUCAUCGCCGGAGGAUGCAUGACAAUGCCCGCGGUGUUUGCAUUUUUUUGGCUGUACACGGAGCAUCGUAAGGAUCGCAUGUUGAAGGAACAGAAGGAACCCGAAGCCACGAUGAACCACAAGAAUGAUGACAUGACAGACUACAAUUUAAAGGCAUCGAAUCCUCGAAUCAUGGACACGCAGAAGAACGCACCGAAGGCCGAGAUGAUAAACGGCAUAGAUAACGCGGCCUUCGAAUCUGAGCAGUUGUGAUCUCACGAUUUACGUGAUCCUCUUUUUUUUAUUACGGAGACGUACGAUACAUCCAUAAUACCUCAAUAAAAAAAAAAAGAAAAAGAAAAAGUAUGGACUGAAAGGAUAUUUUAAAGUUGCCGCGAUAAAUGCCGAUCACGUUUCCCGGCGGAGCAACGUGCCGUUUGCGAAUUUGCCUUACGAAGGUGAUACCAAAGGCAUUUUAUUAACGAAUACCGAUCGAACGGUAUGUGGAAAUUCAGGAAGAUUCCGACGAAUCGCUCUUUUAUCACAGCUCAAGAUAGCCAAGUCUUGAGAGACUCUCAGUAUUUAGCAAAGAUGACAAUACGAUAAUAAUUUAUUAGAGGUAAAACGAGAUCUAACACGCGAGAUUCGCUCACGGAUUUUUAACAUUCCUGGUAGAAUGAUCACGUGAGAAUGAUUAGAAUUCGGAAUUACGACAUUUCUCAAGUCCUACCAAUACCUAACUGUUAUCAUUUUUUUCAUCACCGCGCCAAGAUACGAUCCCAGGUGUAAAUAAAGAACUUUAUCGAGACUUCCCAUCCAUGACUUCACUUACUGCAGCUUAUAGAGAUUUUGAUUCAAGCAUUCUCAAGAUGUAGAGACACUUCCGAGUGAAAGAUAAACUACCAGCUUAUCUCUAAUUUAAUUUUUCUAGUUAAAAAAAAAAGUAGUACCUAGCAAGAGUUAGAAACAAAAAGAGUAUUUUUUUAAGAUCUGACGACAUGUAAUUAAUGCAAUUGUUUCAGAAAGGAUAUUAUUCUUAGUUGAGACGUUGCUACACAAAUACGUAAGAUGAAGAUUCUUCAUCGAUACUUUAGAAAUAAAGUAAAGUCCUUUCUGAGAUGAAUCAUUUAGUUACGUGUAAUACAUAGUUUGUUGUAAUUUCCUGCAAAUCUCUCGCCGUUUCUAAUUUAGCAAUUUCGAUUAAAAGCGACCGAUCUUUUACACGCAAGAGUAUUUUCGUAUUUCGACAAAGAAACAUUGAAUAUACACAAAUCUUUAUUUAAUAAUCUAUAUAUCCUUUACUUCGGAUAUAGUAGAAACUGUACUUAAACAGAUUACGACGACAGUGUGAAAGGAAUAUACGCAUCACAGAUAUUCAUAUCGCAGUAUUGGCUACUCAGUCUCCUACCCUUCUUCUUUUUUUCCUCCUCUGCAGUUUUUUUCUUAAUGAUAAACGUACGAAAGCGUGGAUAUUAUUUUUUUUCUUAACGCAAAUUUUGUAAUAAGCACGUAAUUGCAUAAUGUUUAACAUUGCGAUUGAGGAAUCUUGUCGAAUAAAAAGUUUUGCGCGCGCGCGUUACGGUAUAUAUAGACAACUGUUUUUGUUUAAACUUUAUUUGGGAUGUAAUUCAGAUGAACACGUAUACAAUACAAAUUCAAAAUUGAUAAAACAAUGUAUUUGUUAUCGAUAUUGUAACAUGCACAUACGACUCCUACCCCCUUGUCUAUCAAUUUUAGUACAUCUCGUUAGGUUUUUAUCACAGAUUCGUAAUUUCACAUGUGAUAAAUUUAAUUGUGUAUGCGAUAAUUUAAUUGUGUAUAUAAUUCAAAUAUAUACAAGUAUAUCGGUUGCGUACGUUAAUUUCAUGGAUCUGAUUAAAUAAUAAACUCAUUAUAUUAAAUAAUAAAAAAAUUUUCAAUC